AUGGUGACUACCAAGAAUGACCAGAAUGCCUCCAACAACUGGUAUCUUGACACAUGGUGCUCCAAUCAUAUGACUGGGCACAAGGAGUGGUUUGUAUCCAUUGAUGACUCUGUGAAGACAAGGGUGAAAUUUGCUGAUGAUAGCUUCAUUCGUGCAGAAGGAAUGGGGAGGGUGAUGUUCCAGAGGCAGAAUGGCAAAACUUCCUACAUUGCAAAUGUCUUGUAUGUGCCUAAGAUGAAGAACAAUCUUCUCAGCCUAGGCCAGUUACUUGACAAAGGGUACGAGAUGACGUUAGAGGACAGAAUGCUAAAGGUUUUCAACAAGAAGCGAGUUCUGAUUUUCAAAGCACCACUCUCACAGAAUAAGACAUUCAAGGUUCCCCUCACAUCAUAG
Lotus japonicus is the source of this 393-nucleotide messenger RNA. RefSeq lists its product as uncharacterized. The record is from RefSeq and is a predicted model, not a curated record. Bases 1 to 393 code for a protein of 130 amino acids. The transcript has a single exon. Lineage: Eukaryota; Viridiplantae; Streptophyta; Magnoliopsida; Fabales; Fabaceae.